This is a messenger RNA of Cyphellophora attinorum, 1074 nucleotides long. RefSeq lists its product as uncharacterized. The transcript has a single exon. Bases 1 to 1074 code for a protein of 357 amino acids. Lineage: Eukaryota; Fungi; Ascomycota; Eurotiomycetes; Chaetothyriales; Cyphellophoraceae. The record is from RefSeq and is a predicted model, not a curated record.
AUGGACGACGCGCUUUACGAUACGUCGUUGACGCUUUACGCCGUGACUGAGUCCACGACACCACUUGGUUCACUCCUCAAUUGUGACCUAAACAGUCUCAACACUAACGCGCUGAAACUUCGCGACCACCUUUCGAGCGGCCGUGCACGCUAUGAGGACGAAGAGGAACAGGAGAAGAUCGGCGGGCUGCGCGAUUGUACCUGGAGUCAUCUUCGCCAGGAUGACCGUUCGACACACGGCAUCCUAGUCACACUUCUCUACGACAAGAUCACUUAUAGAUUCAUCUUUUAUGUCAAGCCUACCUCCUCCUCAUCAACAACAAGGGCAGGCAGCAGACGGCAAAAGGCGCCGUCAGCGGCGCCACCAUCAGCUUCAUCACUGCCGCUACUCUUCAUCAAGGCCUCAACCUCGCUCACGGCCCGCUUCCUCGCCUUCCUCACAAUCCACUUCCAAGCACCAACCAUAAUGCCCCUCAAACUCCCGGCUUCACAUCUUCCGGUCACACUCUCGUCCUACAUCGCCAGUCUGGUAUCUGCACACGCCACAGUUGCGAAUGACUACGCCCUGCAGGCCUUCCUCCAGGACACCAUCGGCGCAACCAAACUGACCAUCUCCAUCACCUCCGCCGAAAUCGCCAAGCAUCUCCGCACAAUCGACGUCGACGUGCCACACGAGACGCUGUUCCAGCUCAUUGAACAGGGCCGCAACGAUGCCGCGCACGAGAACUUUCUCGAAGCACUGAGACACCAUGUUCACCAGCGGACUGGUCUCCUACUGCCGCUGACGGCCGCACAACAACAUCAAUCAGCAGUCACUGCUUCCGGAAACGAGCCUGAUUCUACGGCACCAGAACCACCCCUGAAGCUGACUCGAAUCUCGAACUCAGCCUUUGCGCUCGGUAGCGAAGGCCGACUGAAAUUCAGCACGAAAGCCGUGGCAGCCGUCGAUGCAGUCGCCGGUCUGCCAAGUGGGCCACAGGAGAAUAUCGUGCGGCGGGCAAAUUUGCAGCUGUUGGAGGGACUGUUGGAUGCUGCCGCUGCAGUCUCUAAAGGCACCAACGAUGGCGACAAUUGA